Molecule: messenger RNA, 1430 nt
Organism: Drosophila bipectinata
Lineage: Eukaryota; Metazoa; Arthropoda; Insecta; Diptera; Drosophilidae
Source: RefSeq, a predicted model, not a curated record
UCGUCAGAAACCGUCGGACGCGACCUCAUCUAUUCCUCCUCCGAACGGGAAUUCAAAUCUAAAAUUUUCAAAGUCGUGCCAGUGAUAAUGUCACCAAGCAACCAAAGCGAAGAGAAACCUGUAAGCCCCAACGAGGGCCUUCACAUCCCAAAAUGGGUGAACGAGGACUACUUCCUUCCCAUUCUGGAAAAGGAUGUGGAAAACUUCGAUAAAAUAGUGAGCUUUACGCCAAUUGCGGCCACAAGUCCCGGCGAGAACUACACAUCCAUUAUGAUCAGGGUCAUUGUGGAUAUUUUGCUAAAAGACGGUAGCGAGGAGAAGAUCUCCUACAUCCUGAAAACCAUGUUGGAGGCCGACAGUGGAGCUGAUGUGGUUGAUAGCAUGGGCCUGUUUCCCAAGGAGCGGAUGAUGUACGAGGUGCACAUCCCCCAGUUCGUUAAACUGUACAAAGAAGCAGGCCUGGAUGUGGAGUUGGCUCCGAAGUGCCUCAACGUGUCAUCCAACAACGACUGCAUCACCCUGGUAUUCGAAGACUUGCGGCGACAGAAGUUCAAGAACGUGGACCGCCUGAAGGGAUUCGACAUGCCGCACAUGACGCGUGUCCUGCAGAAACUGGCCGAACUCCAUGCCGCCUCCGCGGUUGCCAGGGAGCUGUAUGGACCCUAUGAUCCCCUCUACUGCGUCUCCAUGUACUCCGAGGCGAGUCGGCCGCUUUUUGAAAGUCUCGGAGAGAUGCGACAAGUGCAGUUUUUGAUGGCCAUGAGGACCUGGGACCUGGACAAUAUUGAGAAAUACAUUUCCGCUAUCGGGAGUCCCAUGGACUUCUUCAACGCGGCCCUGGAGGUGAAUCAAGUCGAUGAGAACGAGUUCAAUGUCCUCAAUCACGGCGACUGCUGGGCCAACAACAUCAUGUUUAACUACAAGGAAAAUGGAGAGAUCGACAGAACCCUCUUUGUAGAUCUGCAGAUCGGCAAGUGGGGCAGUCCUGCCCAGGAUCUUUGGUAUUUGAUCACCACAUCAGCUUCUCUGGACAUCAAGGUCAAGGAGUUUGAUCACUUCAUAUAUAUCUACCACGAGCGCUUGGCGGAAUGUCUGAAAUCGCUAAACUACUCGAAGCCCAUUCCCACGCUGAGGGACUUGCACAUCUUAAUGCUGAAAUAUGGAUUCUGGGGACCUUUGACCUCCAUGGGCGUGUUGGUGGCCAUUCUCCUGCCCACCGACAAGGAUGCAAAUAUGAAAAUGAUGAUGGCCCCAGGACCUGAAGCGGAUGCUAUGCGAUACAGAACAUUUGUGAAUCCCUACUUUGUGACGGCCAUGAAGCAGCUGUUCCCAUUCUUCGAAAACAAGGGCAUAUUGAGCCCCUAGGCCGUUUUCAUUUAUUUUCAGAGUUUGUUUAGUGUUUAGCCAAUAUAAUGUGAUAUCAUGAAUGU